Molecule: messenger RNA, 2153 nt
Organism: Cydia strobilella
Lineage: Eukaryota; Metazoa; Arthropoda; Insecta; Lepidoptera; Tortricidae
Product: F-box and leucine-rich repeat protein 13-like
Exons: 3
Coding region: 117-2117 (666 amino acids)
Cellular component (GO): cytoplasm
Molecular function (GO): protein binding
Source: RefSeq, a predicted model, not a curated record
ACAAGUACGACGAGAAUGACGGAAGUAAAUCAAUGAUCAUAUGUGCAGGAAAACAGUUCUUUUAUACCGUUGUUUUAGCUAUAAAAAAAUCCAGUGUUAAUCCCAAGCAGUAAAUAAUGGAUUUGCCCUUUGAAGUGUUAGUCUACAUUUUUAAAUACUUACCAAAAUCUGAUAGAAAGGCCGCCAGUGAAACAUGCCGAGCGUGGUAUCACGCUGCAAAUGCCCACUGUUUUCUAAAAAACAAAUUGGUUAUUUUAUACAAAUCUGCGUUCAGUGAAGAUAAAUCUUUAUUGCAAAUUUAUGAAGAUUCUUCUACAAUAUAUCAUAAUUAUUUAUUCAAUGAAGUUGAAAUAUCAAAUAAACUACUGGGAUUCUGGGACAGAAUGGGAGAUUGUAUUUUAAGCCUCACUCUAAGAAACUGUGAUAUUUGUGAAAAAGUGUUUGUCCACAUUUUGCAGAAAUGUACAAAUCUUGAAUCAUUGACCAUCCAAAGUUGUAGAGAGCUAUUUAUGUCUGGGAGACUGUUAGAAGGAAAGACUGAAGGACUCUUGGCAGAGAAUUUAGAAAAUCUUAAAGUUCUCAGCUUGUGUGGUAAUCAGUACCUUACUGAUGCUCUGUUUAACAGAUUUGUUAUGGCAGCACCAGGGCUAGAAGAGCUCAAUCUAUCAGCAUGCUCUCUUCAGUUCCACUUGGGCUUGGUCAAAAAAUUUUACUCAGCUGGGAUAGAUAUAACCCUAAAUCCAUCUGAAAGUGUUCUGACCUUUUACUUUGUACAUCAAUUUAUUACCUCUAGAGCAAGAAAUAUAAAAAAACUUCUAUUUUCCAAUACUCUUAUUGAUGGAGCAGCUCUUAAAUCUCUUUCAGAGACCCCUGAUCUUAAGCUACAAUCACUUGAAGUGCGAUCAUGUGAUCAGCUCACAAACACUGGAAUCCUAGCCCUAACAUCUCAUCAAACUUCCUUAAGAGAGCUGGAUGUAAGCUUAUGUAGCAGAGUUACAGAUCAAUCACUGGUUCAUAUCUGUAAGAAUCUAGUCAACUUGGAAUACCUUAAUGUGCAGAGGUGUCGAGCAAUCACAGACCUAGGAGUGAUGGAACUGCACCGGUUAAAGAAACUUAAGUCAUUAAAUGUGUCUGAAUGUGAAUUGAUCACCAAAGAUGGAUUGAGCAAAGGUAUUUGUCCUGAAGAAAAUACUUUGUUAGAAGAUUUGGAUAUACAUUCAUUGAAUUUAGAUCAGACUGGCCUGAUUAUGAUUUUGGAAAAAUUACCUAAUCUUCGUUCAUUGGAUAUAAGUUACUGUUUCAAUGCAGUUACUGAUACAUCAGUUCAGGUGAUAUUUAAAAAUCAGAUAUUGUUGCAAAGUUUAAAAAUGAGUUACUGUGAUAAAGUGUCUGAUGCUGGAUUGACUGGCAUGGGAAAAUUGGAAGUAGAGGGAGAAAAUGAUGGACCUAUAAUGUCUAGUUAUGAUAACAGUAGUACACAUCAGAGAAUUUCUCUUGGCUCCAGGGCUGAAGAAGAGAUAGUCCGAGAUGCUAAAAGAAAACUGGAUGUUAUGAGAAUGUGUGAAAAAAUAAAUACAAAUACAUUCACAGGCUACUCUUUGGCACGUUUGAAAAACCUACAAGUAUUGGAUAUCAGUGCAUGUAACAGGAUUACAGACGUUAGCCUUACUUACGCCUUUAACUUUAAAGAACUGUUUAUUUUGAAUCUGAGUAGAUGUCAGCAGAUUACCCAUGAAGGAAUAGUUCAUCUAGUUGAAAACUGUCCCAGUAUGGAACACUUCAAUUUGAUUGAUUGCUAUAAUCUAAGGGAUGAAGCAGUAACAGAAAUUGUUAAGGGAUUACACAGGCUCCAAACUUUAGAACUGAAGGGUUGCAAUCAACUGACGGAUACAUCACUGGAGUCGGUACAGACAUAUUGUAGAAAACUGAAGUUUUUGGACGUGCAGGGCUGUCGCAACGUGUCCCCCGAGCUUGCGUGUCUGAUCGGCAGCACCAUGCCCACCCUUCACACGGUGCUCAUGACCAAACCGGGGCCCUACGUGGUCGACGGUGUCAAACAAAGAUCUCCAGCUGCAGCGUUUUUGCCGGCACUCAUGAGAAAAUUUCGUUUACAUUAAUUUUCUAAAGUAUUUUAUUCAUAAUGGUAAAGUAAA